CUCGAACAAAGGACAGUUGGCACUCUCCGAUAUAACCGACUGGCCAGGAAUCGAAGCCGUUGCCGACUGGCCAAGAAUCGAAGCCGUUGCUGAGUUUAACUUUGGCCAAGAAUCGAAGCCGUUGCUGAGUUUAGACUACGUACCGGACGGAUUGCCUGGCAAAACACCUUCAAAGAUUGGGAGAGAACAGUUGGCACUCUCCGAUAUAACCGACUGGCCAGGAAUCGAAGCCGUUGCCGACUGGCCAAGAAUCGAAGCCGUUGCUGAGUUUAACUUUGGCCAAGAAUCGAAGCCGUUGCUGAGUUUAGACUACGUACGGACGGAUUGCCUGGCAAAACACCUUCAAAGAUUGGGAGUAUACACUGGCCUCACAAAUUGGGAUUAUACACUCAACCCACAUGCCCUCCAUGUAACGUGGGAGUAUACACUCAACCCACAUGCCCCCUAUGUAACCUAAGGAGGAAAUGGAGAAGACCCACCUGAUUCGGUGUCUAGCGGAGGAAAUGGUGAUGACCCACCUGAUUCGGUGUCCAGCUCUAAAGACAACGGGACGGAGAAGACCCACCUGAUUCGGUGUCCAGCCCUAGAGACAAGGGAGUCUGAUUGUGAAACCUACAGGAGGAAAUGGAGAAGACCCAUCUGAUUCUUAAUCUAAGAGAGUAUACACUCAACCCACAUGCCCUCUGUGUAACC
Messenger RNA from Rodentolepis nana, 693 nucleotides. Lineage: Eukaryota; Metazoa; Platyhelminthes; Cestoda; Cyclophyllidea; Hymenolepididae. The record is from the annotation of a GenBank genome assembly.